Molecule: messenger RNA, 2010 nt
Organism: Mya arenaria
Lineage: Eukaryota; Metazoa; Mollusca; Bivalvia; Myida; Myidae
Product: neural-cadherin-like
Exons: 9
Coding region: 5-1354 (449 amino acids)
Biological process (GO): homophilic cell-cell adhesion
Cellular component (GO): catenin complex; membrane
Molecular function (GO): cadherin binding; calcium ion binding
Source: RefSeq, a predicted model, not a curated record
UGCAAUGAAACAUAAAGGAUUUAGGGGUUUGAUAGUAAUCUUGAUUUUAACAAAUAUCAUUGAAAUGGAUGCCUACCAGUAUAAUCAAGUGCUGGGUAUAAGGAAGCGACGUCAGAGUUACGUUGAUAUUGUCUUACCGGAUAAAGCUGUCCAAGAAACGGCAACCGGCGUUUUAUUUAGUGUUAAAGAUUCAUUGGAUUCGCUCAACUAUCGUUACAUCUUGAACAGUUCUACAUAUGCGAACGCGUUUAGGGUAGACAUUGUAAGCGGUGAUGUUCCCGUCGCGGCAGGCUUUACGUUGGAUUAUGAAGCCUUUAUUCCGGCUAACAACGGUUCUGAAAUGAUCAAUUUGACUAUCAUAGUCUCUGACAAUUCAAUGACCGAACACAGUAGUGAUAACGUUAUGAAGACGCUCCUGCAGCCCGUGAUACUGAUGGACGUCAACGACGAGUCCCCAGUGUUCACGAACGAGUUUUACCCGUAUUACGCGGUCGUGUUGCUCAGCGCCGCCGCAAACAGCCAGGUCUACUCCCUCACCGCUACAGACCCCGACAGAGGCGCUAUCAUCUCGCUCUCACAUAAGUUUGUGGGCAAUGCUGGUUUGUUUUUCGACGUGACGUAUAACAGUGCCGUGGCGGAAAUAAAACGGAAAGGACAGCAGCCGUUUACGCCUGACCAAUUCCUGCGCAUCACAAUCAAGGCCACAGAUACCGCCGGGGCCAGCUCCCAGGUGACGAGCGGUGUCGUGGAGGUCAAGGCCGGCACCCGGCGCCCGCAAUUCAACAUGCAGAAUGGAUACACCUUACAGUUCCAGGAGGAAAAUGAAAUAAACCAGAAGAUAACCAUACUUCAGAACAGAAUGAGGGUGAAGAGUUUCCAGUCAAACAGCAUAUCUCUGGCGGUCCUUGACGAGUUAAGCCUGCCCUUCCAUCUUUUCGAGACGCUGGUGUCGGGCUCGUCUGUAGUGGGAGUGUACGAUGCAGACCUGUACGUGAAGCGUGUGGUCGACUAUGAGAGGGACCCGCGGAUAUACAGCUUCGCCAUCCAGGCAACUGAAGGCAGAACUGGCCUCACCAGCACCACCACACUUGAAGUUUAUGUCACAGACAAGAAUGAGUUUGACCCAAGUUUUACCACGUCAAUGUUUAAGAAUGAAAGUGUCAGAGAAGAUAUACCAACUGGCAGUAUUCUACUAACUGUUACUGCAAGAGAUGCCGAUCUCAACACCAAGAUGUCAUUCUCUGUGAACAACGACCACUUUAGAGUUGUACCGCUCAAUCCAGAAAGCAAAACUAGUCCAUAUAUUGCCAACAUUGUUGUUAACAAAGCACUUGAUUAUGACGGCUGCCGGUGAAGCUGUACGAAUUUGACCUAGUUGCCACUGAUGAUGGAGACAUUCAUAAGUCAGGAAGCGCUAUCGUUCAGAUAUUUAUGACAAACGUAAACGAUGAGUCUCCGGAGUUUCCCAAUGACAUGCAGUCUGGCCUGCGGUAUGACGCGGCAGUGGGGUCCGAUGUCUACCUGGCCAAGGCCACUGAUGCUGAUGGUAAUAUAAUCACCUACCUCUUUUUGGAAACUUACCAGAAAUUCAACCUUAAUACAAGCACUGGAAGUGUGACACUGCAUGAGACAAUUGCUUCCACCCAGAGAGUUUAAUCACGCAGUUUGAGUACCUGCUCAAGGUGAUCGCCGUAGACGAUGGCUCAUGUUGCGGUGGUAUCACCACACGGACCAGCACCGGUACACUCACCGUCAACAUCCUCACCGAUAACGAGAACCGGCCUCUGUUCCCUGACUGUCAGAGUUUGACACCGCACGUCAAAGAAGAGCAGGCAGAUGUAUUUAUAAUUAAAGUGACUGCAGGAGAUCCAGACUUCGGCACUAAUGGAGAGGUGACAUAUUCUUUGCGCGAAGGCACGGACUCCCCAUUUAGGAUUAACAGCGCAUCUGGGGAUUUAUACACGAGAAUAGCAAUCGACAGAGAAACCCUCGGGAGUACUAAAAUAGCUC